ACACCCCCGUGUUUAUGUCGGCCCACGGGGCGUUGCCUGUCCCUUUAAUUGGCAUGUACCAAGUCUUUCCAGGUCACAUUUCCUCCCUACGUCCCAGCCGUUUGGAAUCACUAGUCAAAAGUCCAAGAGGAGGGAAUGUGGAGACAGCGUUGUAUUUUUGCGGGGAGUUCUGCGCCGACUGGGAGCGAGAGAACGCUCGGGGACGAAGCGCGCCAUUGCGGCCCUCCCCGCCGCGUGCCGUAGUCCAGUCCCAAGAUGGCGGCCACCAUGAAGAAGGCGGCUGCAGAAGAUGUGAAUGUUACUUUCGAAGAUCAACAAAAGAUAAACAAAUUUGCACGGAAUACAAGUAGAAUCACAGAGCUGAAGGAAGAAAUAGAAGUAAAAAAGAAACAACUCCAAAACCUAGAAGACGCUUGUGAUGACAUCAUGCUUGCAGAUGAUGACUGCUUAAUGAUACCUUAUCAAAUCGGUGAUGUCUUCAUUAGCCAUUCUCAAGAAGAAACACAAGAAAUGUUAGAAGAAGCAAAGAAAAAUUUGCAAGAAGAAAUUGAUGCCUUAGAAUCCAGAGUGGAAUCAAUUCAGCGGGUGUUAGCAGAUUUGAAAGUUCAGUUGUAUGCAAAAUUUGGGAGCAACAUAAACCUUGAAGCUGAUGAAAGUUAAACAUUUUAUAAUUUUUUUUAUUUGUUUAAUAAACUUGAAUAUUGUUUAAAAUGAUAA
Messenger RNA from Piliocolobus tephrosceles (Ugandan red Colobus), 717 nucleotides. It is a transcript of the gene PFDN4, whose product is annotated as prefoldin subunit 4. Lineage: Eukaryota; Metazoa; Chordata; Mammalia; Primates; Cercopithecidae. Gene Ontology annotation, biological process: protein folding. The transcript has 4 exons. Gene Ontology annotation, cellular component: cytoplasm; prefoldin complex. The record is from RefSeq and is a predicted model, not a curated record. Bases 256 to 660 code for a protein of 134 amino acids.